Molecule: messenger RNA, 270 nt
Organism: Colletotrichum paranaense
Lineage: Eukaryota; Fungi; Ascomycota; Sordariomycetes; Glomerellales; Glomerellaceae
Exons: 1
Source: RefSeq, a predicted model, not a curated record
GUGUGGGUUCGAUUGGGCGGGGGUUUUCUCCACGGUGUUUCGUCUCGCAACUGUUCCUGGGCUGUCCAAACUCGAAACGUGGAUCUGAGCAAAUAUUGUUUUUUUUUUGUGUACGAGCUCUCAAGCCUUGACCGGACGAGACAUCGGGCCAUCAAAUGCCGUCAUGGAGCACUUUUUUUGUUUUCUUCUCGAAGCUAUCUGGAGUCUUGUGCUCUUGAAGAUCUAGGGUCUAUCCAACUGGGGCUUACGCUGGGUGUAAGCGGGGAGUAG